GACUGUGGAGUUCCAGCCUUCUCAAUUUGUUGCUGAGGAGACUGCAGAGACCUGCUUAGAGCCCAUAGCAGCUAGAGGAGUGGUUGGUAGGAAGAAAAUCUCAACAUGGAUUGCUUUUCAGACUUAGGUGAAGGUUCAUCUGGAAAUUCCGUCAACCCAAUGGAAAUCCCACCUUUUCAAGACAAAGACAAUGAGAGUAUUGACAACUUCUUACCUCUAUUUGCUACUGACCCAAUGCAAGCACUUACUGUUCAAGAGAAGGACUCUCUGGAGUCAGCCACAUAUGUACCUAUGUAUGCCAAUGAACCAGUAUCACCGUAUACUUUGGAUGAUAAAGAUGUUCUGGAUGCAGACUCAUAUACAUCUUUAUUCUCAAUUGAUUCAAUGCCACCAUUUACUCCUGAAGACAAGGAGAAUCAGUCUGUUGCCUCCUAUCUACCAAUGUAUCCCGUAAACACCAUGGAAGCAAGUUCUUUGGAAGAACUUCCUGAAGGACCAAGUGCACCAAUAUAUGCUCUUGAACCAGUUGAAUCUCUAGAGAACAGUAACCGACAACUUGAUGUAGAGAACUUCUUGCCUUUCUUCUCCGAUGACCCGAUGCAAAUGCCUACAAACCAAGAUACUCAGGCCCUGUGUAUGGUGAUCUUGUCCUUAGCCCAGAUCUGUGGGGGUGAAGGCAGUAAGGAGGAGAAAGAACCAAAACUUAGUGCCGUGGCUGCUGUGAAACCAGAGGCAGUUGGGCGCUUUGGGGAGCUGGCUGGCCGGCUGGCGCUCUUGCAUUUCCCGCACCUUCGCAGACCGAUGCUUGUGGCCCAGCUGACUUGUGUGCUGGCUGCCUAUUUACCUGCAGGUGAAAACCUCUCUGCAGUGCUCCAAGGCUGGUUUGUCGAGCAACACCAGUUCACCAGCAGUGAUUAA
This is a messenger RNA of Gracilinanus agilis (Agile Gracile Mouse Opossum), 918 nucleotides long. RefSeq lists its product as uncharacterized. The transcript is spliced from 12 exons. Bases 106 to 918 code for a protein of 270 amino acids. Lineage: Eukaryota; Metazoa; Chordata; Mammalia; Didelphimorphia; Didelphidae. The record is from RefSeq and is a predicted model, not a curated record.